Molecule: messenger RNA, 2257 nt
Organism: Rubroshorea leprosula
Lineage: Eukaryota; Viridiplantae; Streptophyta; Magnoliopsida; Malvales; Dipterocarpaceae
Source: the annotation of a GenBank genome assembly
ACUGGCAACAUCUCUUCCCACUUUCUAUAAAUUCCUCAGCACUUACUUUGUGCUCUUCAUUUGAAGAUAGCUUCACAGAGGCAAACAACUCCAGCUCCAAACCACUCUCUUUUCCUCAAAUCCUUCUCUAUAAACAUCUUGAAACCCAUUCAAGUGGGUUUUCUUUUUCUUUCACUUCUUUGAUUCUUAUAGGGUAAUUUCACCUCUUUCCAAAUGACUACCAAAAUGUAAGAGUUUCAUCCAAAACAGAACCUGGGUAUUUCCUUCUUGCAUCACUGCUUAAGUAUUUGUGAUUUUGUUUCCUUUUUAUUCACUGGUUUCUGUUAUAGAUAACCUUUUCUUCAAGCUAUUUCUAUGGCAGAUAGAGACCCAGAUUUCUCUUCCCACAAAUUCCCCUCUGCUUCUCAGGUUAUUGAGGAGUUAAAAGAGCUAUGGGGCAUGGCGUUACCCAUUACAGCUAUGAACUGGCUGGUCUUUGUUAGACAAGUGGUGUCAGUUUUGUUCUUGGGCAGACUCGGGAGUUUAGAGCUAGCCGGUGGUGCGCUCUCCAUCGGCUUCACCAACAUCACUGGGUACUCAGUUCUAGUGGGUCUUGCCUCUGGGCUCGAACCUGUUUGUAGUCAGGCCUAUGGCAGCAGGAACUGGGACCUCCUCUCACUCUCUCUUCUCCGCAUGAUUUUCAUACUUUUCCUGGCAAUCAUACCCAUCGGCGUUUUGUGGAUCAAUCUUGAAGGCAUUAUGUUGUUUAUGAGACAGGACAAAGAUAUCACGGCCAUGGCAGCGACAUAUUGCAUGUACUCUCUCCCAGACCUUUUAACAAACACCUUGUUGCAACCGCUGAGGGUGUUCCUGCGGUCACAGAAGGUGACGAAGCCGAUGAUGUGGUGCUCUCUUGUGGCGGUGGGCUUCCACGUGCCACUCAACUAUUUGUUUGUGAUGGUGAUGAGGCUGGGAGUUCCCGGCGUGGCAAUGGCAUCUGUGGUGACAAACAUGAACAUGGUGGUGCUAAUGGUUGGGUAUGUUUGGAUAAGUGGACGGUGGGAGAUGAGAUGGAUGGCUGGGAUUGGGAAGGUGUGUGGUAGUGGUGGGUUAGGUCCACUUUUGAGGUUGGCAGUGCCCAGCUGUCUAGGGAUCUGCCUGGAGUGGUGGUGGUACGAGAUAGUGACUGUCAUGGCUGGGUACCUGCCGAAUCCCACUCUGGCUGUGGCCGCCACUGGGAUCUUGAUUCAGACCACUAGCAUGAUGUACACCGUUCCCAUGGCCCUGGCUGGCUGCGUUUCCGCCCGAGUGGGAAAUGAGCUUGGAGCUGGUCAUCCAUACAAGGCAAAACUAGCGGCUAUGAUCGCAUUGGGCUGCGCCUUUGUCAUUGGCUUCAUCAAUGUGGCAUGGACAGUGACAUUUAGAGAGAGAUGGCCUGGUCUAUUCACCACGGAUGAUCUGGUCAAGCCAUUGGUUGCAACCGUUUUGCCAAUCAUAGGACUAUGUGAGCUUGGGAACUGCCCUCAAACAACUGGCUGUGGCAUCCUACGUGGCACGGCAAGGCCCGUAAUUGGGGCCCGCAUAAACUUGGGCUCUUUUUACUUCGUGGGCACACCGGUGGCCGUGGGCCUGGCGUUUUGGCUUGGCGUCGGGUUUCCCGGGCUCUGGUUUGGACUACUGUCCGCCCAAGUGGCCUGCCUCGUGUCCAUCUUGUAUGUAAUCUUGGUGUGUACGGAUUGGGAAGUAGAGGCUUUAAAGGCAAAGCAGCUUACUAGUAUUGAACUAAGCUCAUGCAAUGGAGAUGCGGAAAAGGGAUAUGAAAAUGAGGAGGAGAAAGAGUUGUUGGCGAAUGGGAAUGAUAAAACGGAGGAAGUUUCGUGAAGAUAUAUAGAAGUGGGAUAUCUAUUGAGGGGACGGUUGUGGGAUUGGCAUUAAUUGGCGUGUUGUUUUUGUUGAUAGAUCACUAGCUUUUUGGGGCUGACCCAUGCUUGGAUUUUGUGUUUGUUUUGGCGUUUUCAUGGAGCCAUGUUCUUUUUAUUUGGAGGAACUGUCACUCCCACAGACGAAAAUGCCGAAGAUCUAUCAUAUCAUGAGAAUGACCCACUUCUUUUUUGUUACCUAAUGACUUCUCAUAUCCGUGAUUUAAUUGUUCUAGAACUUCUACUUUAUCAUAGUGUUAGGGUUUCAUUAGCUAGCUCAAUAUUUGAGCAAUGAUUGUAAGUUUCAAAAUCUCAUAUUGGAUCCUUGCAUUGUUUGCCAAUCAACUAGAGGCUUGGUG